CAGUUUCCAAGGCAUGGCAGCACCGAGCAUCAGGCGAAUCGGCCGCCUCUUCGCGUUGCUGUGCGCGGCCCCGCUGGGCCACUGCGUUGCGUUCGGGCAGCGGGCCGGCGUGCAGCCGGAUACCGUCGACCAGCUCAACGCGGUGCAGUUUGACAGCCGGUGCCACUCGGUCACCACGGACCCGCCGCCGGCCAUCGACCCCUUCGCGCUCGUCGAGGGGCUCCUCGAGCCGCUCGGGUCGAACGCCGCCGUCGACGCGUGCUGCACGCUCCCGCCCUGCGAGGAGCGAGACGGGCUCGUCCGCCUCUGCCACGUUGUCCUCUCGAGGUCCUCAUGACGGCGAAAAAGAAAUCGUCACGGCGGCCGGUAUUUCUUUUUCGUCCUCUCGAGGUCCUCAUGACGGCGAAAAAGAAAUCGUGGCCCCGGAGCGGUAUUUCUUUUUCGUCCUCUCGAGGACCUCAUGACGGCGCGGCGGCUCUCCGUCGCCUCCGCGCCCCUACCCCGCUGCCGCUGCGGGGCGGCGCUGCGGCAGCCUGCACGAGCUGCAGCGCCGCCCUGCAGCGGCAGCGGGGUAGGGGCGCGGAGGCGACGGAGAGCCGCCGCGCCGUC
Emiliania huxleyi CCMP1516 is the source of this 609-nucleotide messenger RNA. RefSeq lists its product as hypothetical. The transcript has 5 exons. The annotation marks the transcript as partial. The record is from RefSeq and is a predicted model, not a curated record. NCBI's taxonomy places the organism in Eukaryota, Haptophyta, Isochrysidales, Noelaerhabdaceae.